UUCUUCCCACGAAAACUCCUCCGAGGAGGGCCGGGAAUGGUCCCUUCAAGACGCAGGUCGGACACGGCUCUUGGGACACCGCCUGCACGAUAGGUUAGAAGUCGCGGCCACCGAGACUACGGGCGCCGCCUCCACGCGAUGCCUCCGCCGCUCAACCGGUUCCCCAGCGGGCCGAACACCCUCUCGGCCUACCACCAGCAAUUUCCCGCCCAUGCCCAGCACGCGACCAGCCAUCCGCCGCCCCUCGGUGGCACUGCCGCCUACCUCAACGCCCAGGUCGGCCAGGUGAACCCCUACGCGACGAACAGCAACCUAUUAGGCCUGGCGGGGGGGAUCAACGCCGGGGCUGGGGCUGGGGCUGGUGCCGGUGCCGGUGUCGGUGCCGGCUUCGGCGUCGGCGUCGGCGCCGACUCCGGGCUGGCGAGCCAUGCCGCGCGCAUGGGCUUCGCGCACGCGAGCAGCCUGCAGCAGCAGCAACAAUCUCAGCAACAAGCCCUCCAGCAACAGCAACAAUCACAACACGCUCAGCAUGUCCCGCCGGUCCAACAUCCGCAGCAUGCGCAGCAGCAGGGACACGGGCUGGCGGAACACGCGACACGAGCAGCCCAGAAGGGACGGAUAAGGGAAGUGUGGAAGCACAACCUGCACGAGGAAAUGGCGAACCUGCGAGACCUGGUCGACAGGUAUCCGUACAUUGCUAUGGAUACCGAGUUUCCAGGCGUCGUGGCGAGGCCGAUGGGAGGCUUCCGUGGUAAGAGCGACUACCACUAUCAAUGUCUCCGGACAAACGUGGAUCUGUUGAAAGUCAUACAAAUCGGCAUCGCCCUCUUCAACGAGGACGGCGAGCAGCCGCCCGCCCGCCCGAGCUCGACCGACUCGGCCGACCUGCGGCGGACAGGCAGCCAGGCACCGCUGCCCUACGCGUGGCAGUUCAACUUCAAGUUCUCGCUUAAGGACGACAUGUACAACCAGACGUCGAUCGAGUCGCUGCAGCAAGCGGGCAUCGACUUCGCGCUGCUGGAGCGGGACGGCAUCGACCCGCACGAGUUCGCCUCGCUGCUGAUCCCCUCGGGCCUGGUGUGCUUCGAGAACGUGCGCUGGCUGAGCUUCCACGGCGGGUACGACUUUGGCUACCUGACCAAGCUGCUGAUAUGCCGGCCGCUGCCGUGCGACGAGGUCGAGUUCGACCAGAUCAUGAAACUAUACUUUCCCUCGACGUAUGACGUUAAGCACCUCAUGAAGCACGCCAUCAAGCUGCUCAACAGCGGCAUGCUCACCCCGAGCGACCCGAGCGCGACCGAGAUCCUGCAGAAGUUCGAGCAGAAGUCCGGCCUGGAGCACAUCGCCGAGACGCUCAAGCUGAAGCGCGUCGGCAGCGCCCACCAGGCCGGCUCCGACAGCCUGCUGACCGGCCGCGUCUUCUUCGAGCUGCGCAAGCGCAUCUUCAACGGCGAGAUCUCCGACGACCACCUCGGUAAGGUCUGGGGUCUCGGCUUCCCCGACUUCUCCGUUGGCGGCGCCGGCAUCACCGUCGGGCCCCUCGGCGGCAGCGCAGCAUCCGCGCAGCAGCAGCAGCACCAGCAGCACCAACAGCAGCAGCAGGUGGAGAACACCCCGCCGGGCCACAACCACCACCACCCCAACGGCGGCGGCGCUGCUGCCCUGCAGAACGGCACCCCGAGCACGCCCAACACCGGUAGCGUCGGUUUGGUCGGCACGCCGGCCGCCUCGUCCCACAACACCAACGGCUCCUCCGUGGGCGGCGGCAUGGGGCCGAUGACGCCCGGCGGCGGCGGCGGCGUCUUUGGCGCGUUUGCGUAUGCCGGCACGGCGCGGUAGAUUCGGACUGACUGACGGAGAAGCCUAGCCGGUGUGGUGGUGUUACAGGCAAUUUGGAUUGCAUGGGACGGGAAAGUAUAAAACAUGUAGCACCCUUUGUUUUCGAGAGCGGCGGGGUGCUAUAAAGCUGAGUUGUAUGUCUCUCUCGGUCGGACGGACGGACAGGGGCAACGCGAGCGUUCGGACUUAGCUGGCGGGUGGACGGGCGGGACAGGCCGCGGGCAAGGUCGGUA
This is a messenger RNA of Thermothielavioides terrestris NRRL 8126, 2072 nucleotides long. RefSeq lists its product as uncharacterized. The coding region runs from base 139 to 1839 and encodes 566 amino acids. Gene Ontology annotation, molecular function: poly(A)-specific ribonuclease activity; nucleic acid binding. The record is from RefSeq and is a predicted model, not a curated record. NCBI's taxonomy places the organism in Eukaryota, Fungi, Ascomycota, Sordariomycetes, Sordariales, Chaetomiaceae. Gene Ontology annotation, cellular component: CCR4-NOT core complex; P-body; CCR4-NOT complex. The transcript has 2 exons.